GAAAUCAAGUACAGUAUUGUAAAUAAUCAAAUGUAUUACUCCUUUUAUCAAUCAUAUUCUUACAUUUGGAUAAAUAUUCCAUUAAUAAAAGUAACUAUUUCACAGACAUAAUAUAACUAUGAAAUUAAAUAUUUCACAAAGAUGCAUAAAAAUUCAUUUUCCCAUUGACCGUUUUUAUUUCAAUAAAAUGUUUUUUAAGUCAAGCUAUAUAUGUUGUUAUUGUUUUUUGUUUCGAUUUAUUUAAAACCUGAGAGAUUCAAGACAAUUUUUAUUUGAAUUUUAGAAAAAUGGCGCACAAGCGCGCGAGCAUAAGCCACGAGUCUGGGCCGAGUAAACGUGUUAAUACUGCUCCGGGGGGUAACGGAGACUCUGAGUCCAGUAGAUCCUCCGUCAAGUUUAUCAAUUUUACCAAGUCUGGGGGUAAAGAGUCAUACCAUCAAACCGACUCAAGAGAAAAGAUUCCAGAUAUAAACCUACGGGAACACAUUGAUCUCAGGGAUCUAGAAGCAAAGCAAAGGUUUCUCCGACAGUUGAAGUAUGCAGUUGAGAAGAAAUCAGGUUUUCCGGGUAUAAAGAAUGAUACAGACUUGCUGAGCCAAUCAGCUCAGAUCUGUAAAGUGAAUCCUGCAUUUGAACACACUGAGCUGAGUAGGAUAGAUGAACAGGAUUAUCCUACCUUUCUCAAGGAUAGAAAACUAUCCUCUAGGUCUGGAUAUAUUUGCGAGAUCAGGAUACAGGAAAUAUUCUUCGGGUUGGGUUUCUCGGUGAGUAAACCUGGAGCUAGAGACAGAGCAAGUGAGAACGUGAUGAGAACACUAAGAUCCAAGGAGAUCUGUGUUGUGCCUAUGCAGAGAAGAUGGCGGGAUAAAAACUAUCCUGAAUUAGUUCUUGCAACUUCAAUUGAUGCUAAAAUUGAUAUUCCGCCGUUUUACCAACCUCCGCCCGGAACAGAGGCGCAUACGAGGAUGAAGAACUUUGGUCAGAAGAAACUUGAAUCUAAGAGGAGUAUGCUCCAAGAGAAGAAAACAAAUCCUGCUCUAGGUUUCCAAAAUGUUGCUCACAUGGGUCCUCCCUGCUCUGGCAAGCCUCUGGAAAACUUUGUGAUCCUGCUGAACGAUGAGAACGCUGUAUGUGUGAUGAACUCCUCAGCGCAGUUCUGCAAGAUGUCCGUGGACUACUUCUUCGAGAAGCCGAGUGGAACAUCCAAUGAUUUUAUUGUAACCUUGUUUAUCGAGGGUCAGCCUGUGGCUGACGCGAAGGCUCCAAAGAAGAUGUUGAAGCAGAUAGUUACCGAGAGAGCGCUGCAAUGUUUGGAUAUGUUCUGUCAUAUUGUUGUUACGAACAAGGAGCUGAUACAGAACUGUACAACAGUUUCUAGGAGUGAUAUUAAAGGGAAUCAGGCGAGCACUAGUGCCGCCAGGGAGGAUGGUAGUAUCGGAGGUAUUGGAGCAAGGAUGAUGAAAAUGAUGGGAUGGACAGAGGGAGGUGGAAUUGGAGAUAGAUUCAAGAUGAAACGUGAGAUUAUAAAAGUGGACAACGAGAGCAUGAACAGGGAAGGGUUCGGGAGCAAGGCUAUCGACAGCGACAAUAUUACCAGGGAGGAGGCGGAGGAGAUUGUUAAACAAUACGCAAACUCGGACAGGAUUGACGACCUUGUGUUCGCGAGUGAACUGAAUUUUGACGAGAGAAAGGAGGUUCGGUAUAUGGCGAAAAGGUUUAAUCUUUUGGAGAAAAUGAUCGCUGUUCCCAAUGGACGGGGCAAGAGAGUGUUCAUGGUUUUAUCUAAGAAGAUUGACUCUGACUUGAUUAUAGAACAGCUGGAGCGUGAGGGUCAGUUCGGAAAGUAUCAGCUGAUUAAACCUGCUGGGGGUGAUGCGCGAGUAGUGUCAAGAUUCCUAAAUUUCCAACAUCUCCGGAAAACUCAAGGUUUUCCAGUGGAGCUCCAGGUCUCAAACACAGGAAGGAGAAACCAGGUGAACUGGAGGGAUAAUGAGAAAUCCUCUGAUGACUACAGGCAGAGUACAACCUUUGACAAGUACGGAAAUGUGGAUACCUGUGAUGAAUCUGUCAGGUUCAAGAUUGAGAAUGCGACCCAGUGUAUAAAUCCUGGUACGGGUUGGAGCAACAGUAUGAGUAAUAUGGAAGGUGGUUGGAACUCCGGGAGCAGGAAUUACAGUAGGUUACCAGGACUCAUGGAUAAUCCAGUUUUUGUCGGAGGAAUGAAUAAUCAGAACAGAGGAGGAGGAUCCAGUGCUGGAACUAACAACUCAGGACUUGGAAGAGGAAUGAAUAAUUCAGGAUUCGGGAGAGGGACGCACAACCAAGGAUUUAGAUCGGGAAAUAAUACUGCGGACAUGGGAGGUGGAAUAAACGAUUAUGAAUUCAGGGGAGGAAUGAACAAUUCAAUGAUGGGAUCAGGAAUGAACAAUUCAAUGAUUGGACCAGGAAUGAACGAUCCAAUGAUGGGAUCAGGAAUGAACAAUCCAAUGAUGCGAUCAGGAAUGGACAAUCCAAUGAUGGGUUCAGGAAUGAACAAUCCAAUGAUGCGAUCAGGAAUGGACAAUCCAAUGAUGGGUUCAGGAAUGAACAAUCCCAUGAUGGAAUCAGGAAUGAACAAUCCCAUGAUGGGAUCAGGAAUGAAUAAUCCCUUGAGGGGAUCAGGAAUGAAUAAUCCCAUGAGGGGAUCAGGAAUGAAUAAUCCCAUGAGGGGAUCAGGAAUGAAUAAUCCCAUGAUGGGAUCAGAAAUGAACAAUCCCAUGAGGGGAUCAGGAAUGAAUAAUCCCAUGAAGGGAUUUGGAAUGAAUAACGCUGGUAUGGGCUCCGAGUUUGGAGCAGGCCCUAGAGGAAGAGGAAUGAGCAAUCGUGGAUUUGGACGGGGCAUAAAUCAACCAACUUUUGGAAACCACGGAUUUGGAAUGAACUAUGGUCGAAGAUAAUAUAUAUAGUAGAUAUGUAACAGCUUUUGAUUUUAACAUCUUCCUGUUCUGUUAUAUUUAAACAAUUGUGGAGAGGUUUUAGGAUUGUAAAUGUUUUCAAAAUUCUCUUUAAGUCACAAACUAAGUUCACAAAACAAAACUUAACUGGAGUUUCAGAAAUUGAUUUCUGAGUUUCAUUAAAAAUGUAUGCACAAGUCAAAAACUAAACAAGUUUUUGCGUUUAUUUACAAUCCUAAACUUAAUGUUUAACUUAAAUUAAAUGUAAACUUUUACGUAUUUUUGAACUGAUAAACAUGUUAAAAUAUUAAACCAAGAAUUUUACAAGAAAACAUGUAAAUUAUAAAGUGAAAUCAUAAAUUUAAUAAUGAUAAAUAAACUCCUAGUUCAAUGAGAAUUAAA
Molecule: messenger RNA, 3335 nt
Organism: Eurytemora carolleeae
Lineage: Eukaryota; Metazoa; Arthropoda; Copepoda; Calanoida; Temoridae
Exons: 12
Coding region: 288-2936 (882 amino acids)
Molecular function (GO): nucleic acid binding
Source: RefSeq, a predicted model, not a curated record